GCGAUUCCAUCGGCUCAACAGAAAAACUCAUCCCUUUCCUAUCUUACUACCGAAACCUUACCCGAUAUAAUUCACAUCGGUAAAAAAAAUUUCUCACUCCAUCACCACCUGUUCCUUUCCUCAGUUUUUCCACCUCUCUUCAUUCAGCUCAUAAACCCCGCCACCCCAGAUUGGCAAACAUGGCGAACGCUUCAACCCCAUUCGCCCUCCAGUCUUUGCUGGAGAAGAUGUCUUCUCCAGAUUCCGAUUACCGUUUCAUGUCCCUGAAUGACUUGCUUUCGAUUCUUACUAGCCCGAAUGCUAGUUUGACACAGGCUGAUAGCAACCUUACAAGUAGAGUCAUUGAUGGAGUUGUUAAGGCACUUGACGAUGCAAACGGUGAAGUACAGAAUCUAGCAGUCAAAUGGUUUGUCAACCACCAGAGCUAUCCCCCGAGCUCUAACAACACAUUUAAGAUUAAUCUCGCACCUAUUCUGCGCGAUGAUGUACUAUGUACCCAAAACAAUGCAGGUCAAUAAGGGUCAUGCUAAACUGGGUUUUCCUCCUUAGUCUUGGACCAUUGGUCUUGAAAGUUCGAGAUAGCCAAAUCGCUCCCCUCAUCGACCGUCUAACGACUCUCUCUAUGACCUCUACGGACCCUUCAAUCCCUUCCACCGCUCUCAGAACUAUAAUUUCAAGUCUUCCACGUCCUGUCGCUGUUUCUUCCGUCACACCGGGUUCUCCGGUAUUGGUUCAGAAACCUGAUGCCAUUCACCAAACCAUUGCCGCCGCUGUGCAAGCUAUCCAGAACACACUUUAUCCCAAAUUUCUGGUUCUACUAAGGCCCAACACGGAGUCCGCUAAGGGCGGCGGUGCUAGCCUCGACAGUAUCGAUCUAUUGAUUGAGACACUAAAGUGCUUUGGCCCCGUUCUCGGCGGAAAAGAGGUCGAACAGCUUCAGGUUGCCGUCAUGGAGUUAUUGGAAAGUGAUAGAACAAGUCAAGUUGUUAAGAAGCGAGCUGUGACUUCUUUGAGUUUACUUUGCGUCUACUCUCCGGAUGAGCUACUGUCCAGUUUUAUUAAUCAUUUAAUCGAGUCCUUUCGAGCCCAAGGCAAACAUGUUAACCCAACACGCCUUCGUUUGCUCGUUUCGGUAACAGGGGCCUUGGCGAGGGACAUUCCUGAUAGAUUUGGCCCAUACCUUAAGACGUUAUGCCCAUUUAUUCUCUCUGUGGUCGAUGGGAAGGAUAUCCAAGACCGAGAGCUGGGCGAUGAACCGGAGAUGGAAAUGGAUGAGGUUCGUGAAGCAGCGCUUGUCAGUUUGGAAAGCUUUAUGAGCUUCUGCACAAGCAACAUGACAAGAUUUACGGAAGAUGUUUUGAAUGCCGGGAUGAUCUACCUGAAAUAUGAUCCCAACUAUGCCGACCCCGCUGAUGAGGAAGAUGACGAGGAGAUGGGCGGAACACAAGACGAUGGCGAUGAAGACGAUGGCUUUGGAGGCAGUGAUGAUGAAGACGCAUUUGAAGAGGAUGGUAACUUCUCGGAUGAAGAUGAUAUCAGCUGGAAGGUUAGACGAUGUGCGGCAAAGCUACUUUCAACGGUUUUAUCGACUAGAGCCACAGACUUGAUUCUUGGAGAACAGGAAGGAGGUGGGAAAGCGUACAAACAAGUUGCUCCAUUGCUUGUUGAGCGCUUCCAUGAACGUGAGGAGAAUGUGAGGUUGGAAGUCCUCGCAACUGCUACGGUAUUGGUGAGGAAGACAGGAGAGGUUGCACAAGGAACAUUUACACCAUCUUCUCCCUCCAGGGACCGGCGAGGAAGCACGGACAUAGUCAUGGGGCCCCCACCUAAGAGGAGGCGUGGUUCAGAUGCCUCAAUGCUUGAUUCUGCGGCUUAUGAUGUUCCCCCGCAGAGCUCCGAUGAGAAUGGCGUAAAAAAUAGCCUGCAGGCUUUGAUGCCAAGGCUCAGCAAAUCUCUUAGCAAACUCUUAAAAACUAAGAGCACAACCUUACCCACAAAGCAAGCUAGUGUCACCCUCUUGUCUGCGAUUGUAUCGGUAUUGGAAGGUGGUCUGGAUGGUGUGCUCGGACUUUUUAUUGAGCCACUGGUUGAUGCCACCCGGGGCGGCAGUGCUGUUUCUGGCAGCAACGUCAUCGCUGCCACGGCCGCUGGAGGAAGCGCAGCUACUGCCACAGGCUCUUCACUACGCAUUGAGGUUUUGAGGUUGGUGGGUAAAAUCUGUGAGAAUCACUCGGCACAAGUUGUUGGGGAACAUUUUGACGCCCUCAUACCAGCCAUGAUAACUGCAGUUGAGGAGCCAGCCUAUAAAAUUUCCUCUGAGGCUCUUAACACAGUGGUUUCAAUCGUUAGACUCCUCACCGCAGAAGGCUCUUUAGGAUAUGGUGAAUACCUGAAGGGGUUGUACGAUGUUAUCGUCGCAAAGGUCGGGAAUGGAGAUGCCGACCUCGAAGUAAGGGAGAGGGCAAUUGUUGCAUUAGGAGUUCUUCUUUCCAGGACAUCCGGACAGCCAGCUCUUAUUGGGCCUGAUCGGAGGGCUGCGGCCUUGGGGAUGCUAGUGGACCGUGCGAAGAACGAGACUACCCGCAUCACCGCUGUCAGAGCUAUUGAGGUUAUAGCGAGAAACGCCAAGACCACGAGUGAUAUAACACCUGACUGGGUUAAAGUUGUUGUAGUGGAGUGCGGCGUUCAGCUCCGAAAAGCCAACAGGACCCUCCGUGGCGCUAGUUUGGAUGCAUUGAGGAGCGUUUCCGCUAAUGAGAACUGUCGGGAGGCAAUGGAUCCACAGAGCAAACGGGAUCUGGUAGAGGUUCUCACUACGCUAUUGCCUGCCGGAGAUAUGCAUCUCCUCGCUCCAACAUUGGCCAUCAUCAGGUGGAUGAUCAUCGGUGGUGAUGGGGUUUAUGUCACGGCCGGUAUUAACGAAGGUGUUUGUGGGCUCGUACGAAACAAUCUUGGGUCCGGCCUCGUGGUGGAGAACCUACUUGGGUUGGUAAAAGCCAUCGGAGAAAACGACCCCGAGGGCAAGAAGACCGUGAUGAAUGGCCUCUUACAGGACGUUGGAGUGAAUGGGGAGACGAGCAUUGUGGCUAAAGUUGUUGCACAAUUGCUUGUUAGCGGUGGGGGGAAACAAGGUGGAUUCACGAUAGGGGUCGAGGAGUUCGUUGGUGAAGUGGUUAAGGCCACGGAUGACAAGAGGAAAUGUUUGGCACUAAUGGUGCUUGGAGAAAUUGGUCUCAGAAUGUGAGUUACCCGCAACGAGUUUAGGAUCACUCAAUCCCUAACAAUGCCAUAGGGGCCCUUCGUUCUCUGUUGGGCCGGAGACCUUUCUUGAGCAAUUCCAUGCAAAAAGUGAUGAUGUUCCGAUCGCGGCCGCCGUAGCCUUAGGUCUUGCUAGUGCCGGGAACGUUCAAGGUUAUUUACCUGUGAUUAUGCAGAGGCUUGGAGGUGGUGACAAGGACCAAUAUCUGCUACUUCACUCACUAAAAGAAAUUAUCCAACAUUCUGAUGACACCACCGCAAAUAUCAAACCGUAUGCGGAUCAAAUAUGGAAAGCUCUCUUCUCCAUGGCAAAGAAUGACGACAGCAAAGCAGUAGGAGCGGAGUGCGUUGGUCGCCUCACUAUCAUUGACCCCUAUAGCUAUCUACCGGAGUUGCAGAAACACCUCCAAUCUGAGAGCAGCGCGGUACGUGGAAUGGUUAUUUCAGCCCUCCGAUAUACUUUUACCGACACGGAGGCCUCAUACGAUGAUCUCCUUAGACCAAUUGUUGUGGACUUCCUCACAGUCAUGGUUGACGAUAAGGAACUUGAAAACCGCAGACUUGCCCUAACGGCCUUAAACUCCGCAGCUCAUAACAAGCCCCACUUGAUAGGCCAGCAUCUGCAGAGUCUAUUGCCACUAGUGUACAGAGAAACUGUUGUUCGCCCAGAGCUAGUUAGAGAAGUUCAAAUGGGACCUUUCAAGCACAAAGUUGACGACGGUCUUGAAGUCAGAAAGGUAAUUCACCUCCACUUUCUCCCGACAGUUACAUCACUAACAUCAACAGAGCGCCUACGAAACACUCUACGCCCUCCUAGAAACUUCCUUUUCAGGGAUAGACAUCCAGACAUACUUCGACCGUGUCAUUGCCGGCCUCCAAGACGAACACGACAUCCGCGUUCUCUGCAACCUGAUGUUAACCAAACUUAUUCUCCUCGCCAAGGGUGAAACCCUUCGGCGGCUUGACUCAAUCGCCGAGUGCUUCAAAACAACCCUAAACCAAAAACCUAAGGAGAAUGCAGUUAAGCAAGAACUCGAAAAGCACGCUGAGAGCAUCCGAAGUACCAUGCGCGCAACCGUAGCGCUUAAUCGUACCGCCAUUGGCGCAGGGGUUAGCGGGAAGGCCGGCUGGAACGGGUACUGGGAGUGGGCAAAGGCGGGUUUCCUUAACGAAUUGCAGAUACUUGAGGGCGAGGAACGGGGUGAGUAAGUUUUUAUCGUUAUCAAGCCGGGAAAAAACCUUGUUGAAAGAAAGGGGAGAGGUAAAAAUGGAAAAGUACCAUCACACGACGUCACUCGUUUAGCCCUGUUUGAGUCUUUGCGGAAUUCCUUUUUUUCCCCUCAUCUUAUUUUGCCCAUUUUUUUAUACGAUGGCGAAAAAAUAAGGUUAUAAAAUACAUACCCCCCCCUUUUUUUGGUAACGCACAUGGGGAUCAGUCGUCGUGUGAAAGUAGCCGCAAUAGCUAGACUAUCUGGCCCACAACCCUAAGCACUACGGCAGCCUAACUCCCUGAGCUCACUGUAUCACACUGAAGCCUCCCUUUCCAUCCAACCGGAGCUCCCAUGCGACAGGUUAAGCCAACUCCCCUAUCAUACCACCUCGUUCUACAAUACCAUAAAUCAUCAAUCUUAUCUCACGCCGCAUUACAAAAACGAUAUUCCAAGUCUCCCAAUGCCCAAAGCAAGACACCAUACGAAAAACUCCACCGCACGGUACUCCGUUGGUUUUUCGCAGUUUUUUUCUAUCCAACUAUCCAACCACCGGAGGUAGGGAUGUGGGUUGUAUAAUAUCCCUUUUAUGCUGCUGCUUGGCGCGUGGGUGCGUUGGGGGGAGAAAAACGGAAUUCCAUAUUUAGUAUAGUGGUUUUUGUUUUGUUUUGUCCUGUUUUGUUGAUUGGUAGCACUGGUAUUCACUCGCGCUCCCAGCAGCGGUGCGGAAGAGGGGGGGGUUAUUAUGUGUUUUAAUUAGCUAAAGCUUCUUUGUAAAGGUGAGAG
Tuber aestivum (summer truffle) is the source of this 5252-nucleotide messenger RNA. NCBI's taxonomy places the organism in Eukaryota, Fungi, Ascomycota, Pezizomycetes, Pezizales, Tuberaceae. The record is from the annotation of a GenBank genome assembly.